AUGAGGUAUUCGGACCUCGUCACCGUCACCAAACCCGUGAUCUACAUCUCCAUUGGAGAAAUCAUCAACACUCACACGCUGCUUUUGGACCACCAGGAUGCCAUCGCUCCUGAACACAACGAUCCGGUCCACGAGCUGCUGGAGGACCUGGGCGAGGUUCCUACAGUGGAGUCUCUGAUCGGUGAGAAUCCUCUUCCUCCUAAUGAUCCAAACAAAGAGCUGAUGGGCAAAACCGAAGUUUCUCUCACUCUCACCAACAAGUUUGACGUUCCUGGAGAGGCCAACGUCGAGAUGGACGCCAAGACGCUGCUGCUCAACACAAAGAGGCUGAUCGUGGAUGUGAUCCGGUUCCAGCCGGGCGAGACGCUGACUGAGAUCCUGGACUCCACAGCAGGCACAGAACAGGAAGCAGAGUACCAGCGGGCGAUGCAGAGGAGGGCGAUCAGAGACGCGAAGACUCCAGAGAAAAUUAAGCAGGUGAAGCCGGUUGUAGACGACAGUUUGACCCUGCAGGGGAAAAAGGACAAGAUCCGGAGCAACCUACAGAGGCUGGCAGAGCUUGGUAAGGUCCACCCCCAGAACCGCUACCAGGACCUGAUUAACGACAUCACCAAGGACAUCAGAAAUCAGAGACGUUACCGUCAGCGCAGGAAAGCUGAGCUGGUUCGACUCCAGCAGACAAAUGCAGGCCUGAACUCAAAAACCAACUUCUUUAAUGUCCAGAUCGACUCGUACAACCAGUACAUCAAGGUCUGCAUGGACAACCUGGCCAGCAAGAGCAAGUUGUCAAAGAAACCCGGGGACAACAAGGCGAAGAAGAGUAAGCAGGUUUCUCAGAAGUACACAGCGUCUCGUCUGCAUGAGAAAGGCGUCCUGAUCGCCAUCGAGGACCUGCAGCCCAACCAAUUCAAAAAUGUUAUUUUUGAGAUUUCUCCAUCAGAGGCGGUCGGAGUGUUCGACGUGAAAGCCAAGCUGAUGGGAGUUCACCUGGAGACGCUUCAGUUAGAGUAUCAGGAUCUUCUCCAGUUGCAGUACGAAGGCGUUGCUGUGAUGAAGCUCUUCGAUCGAGCAACCAUCAACGUCAACCUGCUGAUUUUCCUGCUCAACAAGAAGUUUUACGGGAAAUAAAGACGAAAAAGGGUUUCACAGA
This is a messenger RNA of Notolabrus celidotus (New Zealand spotty), 1150 nucleotides long. RefSeq names its product ras GTPase-activating-like protein IQGAP1. The transcript has 10 exons. Gene Ontology annotation, cellular component: nucleus; cytoplasm. Gene Ontology annotation, biological process: regulation of actin cytoskeleton organization. Bases 1 to 1128 code for a protein of 375 amino acids. The record is from RefSeq and is a predicted model, not a curated record. Lineage: Eukaryota; Metazoa; Chordata; Actinopteri; Labriformes; Labridae. Gene Ontology annotation, molecular function: actin filament binding; calmodulin binding; GTPase activator activity.